This is a messenger RNA of Eucalyptus grandis, 1078 nucleotides long. Its product is annotated as 3-hydroxyisobutyryl-CoA hydrolase 1. The record is from RefSeq and is a predicted model, not a curated record. Gene Ontology annotation, molecular function: 3-hydroxyisobutyryl-CoA hydrolase activity. Lineage: Eukaryota; Viridiplantae; Streptophyta; Magnoliopsida; Myrtales; Myrtaceae. Gene Ontology annotation, biological process: L-valine catabolic process.
AUGAGGACAUUGGAGCUACGGAGCAAGCUUUACAAGAAAGAGCUCACGUUGGAUCACUUGAUUGCUACCUAUAAAAAGCCUUUGAUAUGCCUCAUCGAUGGAGUCGUAAUGGGUGGUGGCGCUGGAAUCUCCAUGCAUGGGAGCUUUAGAGUUGUGACAGAGAAGACGGUAUUGGCAAUGCCUGAAGCCUCAAGACUUUUCCCGGAUGUGGGUGCUUCUUAUUUCCUGUCCAAGCUUCCCGGUUACUUUGGUGAAUAUUUAGGGCUAACAGGAGCACGAAUAGAUGGAGCAACAAUGCUUGCAUGUGGUCUUGCAACUCAUUUUGUCUUUUCAAAGGAUCUUCCUCCGUUAGAACAAGCUCUCUCUUUAGUGGAGUCCUCAAAUGCAUCAGAAAUUUUAUCUGUCAUCAGCAAAUAUACGCACAAAUCCAAUGUGAAAGAGGAAGAAUUCCACAAAAGAUUGAAGAGUAUAAACAAAUGUUUCUCAAGACAAACUGUGGAGGACAUAUUACAUUCUCUUGAAGAGAAGUUGUUAGACAACUUUACAGAGAAAUGGAUCGCGGAUGCAGUGAAAAAUAUGAAGUCUGCUAGUCCAACUAGCCUAAAGAUAUUUCUGAGAUCGAUAAGAGAAGGACGUGGUCAGACGAUUGAACAAUGUCUAGCUCGAGAGUACACCAUCUUUUGCAACAUCGUGCGAAGGAAGAUCACCAAUGACUUCUAUGAGGGUUCAAGGGCAAUUUUAUUCGAUAAAGACAAUAAACCCAAGUGGGAGCCGCCAAAGUUGGAGUUAGUCAGUGCAGAGACGGUGGAUAUGCUGUUCAAAGCAUUGGAAGAGGAUGAUGACGAUUGGCAUUGUCUGCAGCUCCCUGCACGGUCCUCCAAUUUGCUUGACCAUGCAAGAUCGAAGCUCUGAAUGAACCUAUAUGUAGUAUUUAAUAAAGAUGAAUGCAACCGGACUAUCUUGCAUCUAUCUUCAAUACGUUUCUUUCUGAACUAUCUCACUAGCAAUUUCUCAAAAGACUUGUAAGUUGACUAUUGCGGUGGUAAUUUAAAUAAUAUGUGCGUCAUGGUGAUAAAAA